CGAAAGUGGAUCUAUAUGGAAGGCAUUUUCAUGUGGAGUGAAGAUAUACGUGUGAAAAUUCCUGGUGAAACAAGUAAAUUUGCUUCUGUAGCCAGUCAAUUGAGGCUUCUCGUUGGUCAGUUGAGCAAGAAUAAACUGACCAUUGAGAUAGCCAGCUAUGGUAAUUUGCUGUCCGAAUUGCAGAAUGCAGACACAGAGUUGACAGCCAUUGAGAAGGUGUUGAAUGAGUAUUUGGAAGGGAAGAGAAAGGACUUUCCGAGGUUCUAUUUUAUUUCCUCCGCAGACUUACUGGACAUUCUCACUUGUGCCAAUGCUCAGGAUGUCUUUCGGCACCUGCCGAAGCUCUUUGAUUCCGUAAAAACCCUGGAAAUGCGAGGCGUUGACGCACUCCAGAUGGUGUCCAAGGAGGAUGAGUGUGUGACAUUCCAGGGCGCUUUCAAGUGCAGCGGGGCAGUGGAAGUGUGGCUAAACACCCUUAUUAGUGAAAUGAGGAGAACACUGAGGCAUGUCCUUGGCCAGGCAGUGGCGGCAUACAGGGACAAACCGAGACACGAGUGGCUGCACGAUUGGCCAGCACAGCCAGCUCUCUGCGCCAGCCAAAUCUGGUGGGCCGCAAAGGUGGAGAGGGCGUUUAGGUGGCUGGAAGAGGGCAAUGAGAACGCCAUGAAGAACUACCAGGAGAGACAGAAGAAGCAGCUGAGUGAGUUAAUUAACAUGCUCAUUGGCGAACUAACAAUGGCCGAGCGGCAGAAAAUCAUGACAAUAUGUACAAUCGAUGUUCACUCGAGAGAUGUUGUGGCCAAACUAAUUGCCGACCGAAUCGACAGCGUCACGGCCUUCCAGUGGCAGAGUCAGCUGCGACAUAGAUGGGAUGAAGAUGCUAAUGACUGUUUUGCUAACAUCUGCGAUGCCCAAUUUCCCUAUGACCAUGAAUAUUUGGGAAAUACGCCAAGACUUGUGGUGACGCCGCUCACCGACAAAUGCUACAUCACUCUGACUCAGAGUCUCCACUUAUUCAUGGGCGGCGCUCCGGCAGGACCGGCCGGAACUGGCAAGACAGAAACAACCAAGGAUCUUGGUCGGGCUCUCGGCAUGAUGGUGUACGUGUUUAAUUGUUCGGAACAAAUGGAUUAUAAAUCUUGUGGAAACAUCUACAAAGGUCUGGCUCAAACGGGUGCCUUCGGAUGUUUCGAUGAGUUCAAUCGAAUCUCCGUGGAAGUCCUUUCAGUUGUGGCAAUUCAGGUGAAAACCAUCUUGGACGCCUUAAAGACUGGCAGAACGACAUUCAAUUUCUUCGGAGAGACGAUAAAAUUGGUGCCAACUGUUGGAAUUUUCAUCACAAUGAAUCCCGGCUAUGCCGGUCGAACUGAACUACCGGAAAAUUUAAAGGCACUCUUCCGACCUUGCUCGAUGAUUGUUCCGGAUAUUGAACUGAUUUGCGAAAUCCUUCUCGUCGCCGAGGGAUUCCAGAGUGCUCGAGCCUUGGCAAGGAAGUUCAUCAGCCUCUACUCGAUGUGUCGCGAGCUACUGUCGAAGCAAGAUCACUAUGAUUGGGGCUUGAGAGCCGUGAAGUCUGUCUUGGUGGUGGCAGGAUCUCUGAAACGUGCAGAUCCUGAUCGGUCGGAGGAUGAGAUUCUCAUGAGAGCCUUGAGGGACUUCAACACACCCAAAAUCACCGUUGACGACACUCCAGUCUUUCUGGGUCUCAUUGGGGAUCUCUUCCCGGCGCUCGACGUUCCGCGACAGCGAAAUGAGGACUUUGAGGAGAUCGUGAAGAUGGCCACAGUCGACCUGAGUCUCCAGCCAGAGCCGGGAUUUGUGCAGAAGGUGACGGAAUUGGAGGAGAUUCUGCAAAUUCGCCACUCGGUGUUCAUUGUCGGUGCGGCUGGGGUGGGAAAAUCGUGCGUGUGGAAGACACUCUUCAGAACGUACGAGCGAUUGGGGCGUGAUCCUGUGUACGAUGACUUGAACCCAAAAGCUGUGACAAAUGACGAACUCUUUGGUGUUGUAAAUGCCGGCACGCGGGAAUGGCAGGACGGAUUGUUCUCAAUUAUUAUGCGUGAUCAGGCGUAUGCGUCGAAUGUGGGUCCAAAGUGGAUUGUCUGCGAUGGUGACAUUGAUCCGAUGUGGAUUGAGAGUCUCAACACCGUGAUGGAUGACAAUAAAGUGCUCACAUUGGCAAACAACGAGCGAAUCGCACUCACACCAUCCAUGCGGCUGCUCUUCGAGAUUAGCCAUCUGCGAGCCGCCACUCCGGCCACAGUAUCGCGUGCUGGAAUUAUCUACAUCAACAGCAGAGACGUCGGCUAUCAGCCCCUCGUCGUGUCGUGGCUGGAGCGUCGCGAGAGUGACGCCGAAAAGAUCAUCUUGAGUCACUUGUUCAACAAAUAUGUCCCAAUGAUUCUCGAGGCCCUCCACACGAGAUUCACCACCAUUAUCCCACUUGUGGAUGUCGCCCUCGUUCACACCACAUGCAGCCUCCUCGACAGUCUCCUCACACGCGAGAACGUCCCACAGAACAGCCCCAACGAGUGGUACGAAAUGUACUUCGUAUUCGCUGCAAUUUGGGGCUUCGGUGGAGCAUUAUUUCGAGAUCAGCAGCGCGAUUGGCGUUUGGAGUUUCAUCGAUGGUGGGUGAGGACAUUUAAAACAAUCAAAUUUCCCAGUGCAGACGCCACAAUAUUUGAUUACCACAUCGAUCCGGACACGAAGAAAUUCACUUUGUGGAAUUGCCUGAGGGAUGAAUUUAGAUUCUAUGCAGAAAUCCCACUGCAGAUGACCUUUGUUGACACGGAAGACACGGCCAGGGUGCAGUAUUUGCUCAGGCUCCUCAUCCAUGCCGGUCAUCCGGCCAUGGUUGUCGGCGGCGGAGGAUGUGGCAAGACGAUGGUGGUGCAGAGACAAUUGAGUGGCCUCCCGAGUGACUAUAUGAGUGCAAAUAUCCCAGUGAAUUUGUAUACGACGUCAAGGGGAUUCCAGGAGUCACUGGAGAUGCAGCUGGAGAGAACCUCAGCACGAUCUCUCACCCCGAGGAAUGGGCGGAAAUUGAUUUAUUUUGUGGAUGACAUCAAUUUGCCACAGGUUGACCUGUAUGGCACAGUUGCACCUCACACACUCCUCAGACAGUUUUUCGACUAUCGCCACUGGUAUGAGCGUGACAAGUACAUCCUUAAGAAUAUACAGAAUUGCUCCGUUGUCGCCACCAUGAAUCCCAAUGUGGGUUCUUUCACAAUCAACCCACGUCUUCAGCGACACUUCGCCACCGUUGCACUCGAUUUCCCUUCAAGCGCUCACCUGCAGUUCAUCUACUCUUCGAUUCUGCGACAGCAUCUGGAAAAUAAGGCCAAUAAAUUCACACAGCCUGUCCAGAAUAUCUGCACGAAUGUGGUGAAGAGCAUUAUGGAUUUCCACUUGGAAGUUAGUCAGAUAUUCUUGCCAACUUCCACGAAAUUCCACUACAAUUUCAACCUUCAUGACAUUACGAAUGUCUUCCAAGGACUCAUAUUUUCUCGGCAUUCAACCUGUCCGAAGAAGGAAGAUUUCUUCAAGCUUCUGAUCCACGAACUUCACCGCGUUUACGCCGAUAAGCUAGUAUCUCGUGAGGAUCUCAGGAUAUUUGACAAUCUCAUUGCCACAGCAGUGGAGAAGGCCAAGGACUACAUGGACGAAGAUGUGAAACUUCCGCAUCCUCUGCUGUAUUUCCACUAUGCCAAUAGUCUCAACGAUUCCGAAUACUCGGCCGUGGAUUCCUGGCAGCAUCUCAACGCAUUGCUGGAGGAGGCUCAAGUGAACUACAGAGAAAUUGUUGGGGCGUCGAAUUUGGUGCUCUUUGAGGACGCCAUGGCCCAUGUUUGUCGCAUAAUUCGCAUUUUGGAGUCCACCCGAGGGCAUGCCAUGCUUGUGGGUGUUGGAGGCUCUGGAAAGAGGUCGCUAACGCGACUCAGUGCCUUUAUAUCAUCCCUCCCGGUUGAGCAAAUUCAACUCAGUUCUGACUAUGGCGUGGCGGAAUUCAAGGGUGAUUUGGCUGUGAUGUACAAGAAGACGGGAGUGAAGACCACCAAGAGCUGUCUAAUGAUGUCUGAUGCUCAAAUUCCCACUGAGGAGUUUGUCAUGAUUAUUAAUGAUAUCCUCACCACUGGAGAAUGUGUCAAUUUGCUACCGCCCGAGGAUGUGGAUGAGAUUGUGCAGCAAGUGAGGUCGGCAGCGAAGCAGCAAGGCUUUGGUGAGGAUCGAAGCAGUUGCUGGCGCUUCUUCAUCGACCGCGUUCGCAACAAUCUAAAAAUUAUCCUCUGCUUGUCACCUGUCGGCGGCACUUUGCGCCAGAGAGCUCGGAAAUUCCCCGGGAUCUUCAGCAAUUGUCGCAUUAUAUGGUUUCAUGACUGGCCAACGGAGGCUCUUGUCUCAGUGGCAGAGAGAUUUCUCACCGCCUUCGACUUGAUGCCACAUGAGUAUGUGAGAACUGUGAGCAAUUUCCUGGCCAAGGCACACAAUUCGGUCAAUGAAGUGUCGACAAUUUAUCGAGAAACGGAAAAGAGAUUCAACUACACAACGCCAAAAACCUUCCUCGAUACCAUUGAUCUCUAUAGGAAAUUGUUUCGUGAGCGAAAGGAGAAAAUAACUCAGUGGAUAAAUCGUCUGGAUCAGGGAUUAAUCAAACUGGAUGCCUGCACAGCUCAAGUGGAUGUCCUCAAGGAAACCCUGGCAGAACAGGAAGCCACGACGACACAGAAGAAGGACGAAGCGGACAUUGUGCUUCAGUUCUUGCAGAAGGAAAACGCUGUGGUGUCACUCGAUAGAGCAAAUGUGGCCGAAGAGGAGAAAAAUGUGCGGAAAAUUGAGGCAAACAUUGCCGAAACCACUCGUCAAUGUGAAGCAGAAGUGAAACUGGCGGAACCUGCCAUAAAUCAGGCGAAAGAAGCCCUAAAUACGCUGGAUAAGAAGAAUCUGACCGAAUUGAAGUCCUUCGGCACUCCUCCGCCAGGAGUUGAGAAAGUCACUGAAGCCGUCCUGAUUCUCUUUGCCAAAGGAAACAUUCCCAAGGAUAGAAGCUGGAAGGCUUGUCGCGCUAUGAUGGGCAAAGCGGACACUUUCUUGAAUCAGCUCAAGACUUUCGACAAGGAGAAUAUCAGGAAGGAGACAAUUUCUGCUAUUCUGCCAUAUGUGGAGAAUCGUGACUUUAAGCCGGAGAAAAUGAAGGCUAAGUCAUCAGCUGCUGCCGGACUCUGUGCUUGGGUGAUAAAUAUAUACAAAUUUUAUCAAGUUUAUUCAGAAGUGAAGCCUAAAUUAAUUGCUCUGGAUUCGGCAAAGAAGCAACUGGCUGAGGAACAGGCCAAAUUAGGCGAGUUGAGUGGGAAACUGAGUGUCCUGGAGGAGAAGCUAUCGAAGCUGGAAAGCAAGCUACAAUUAGCUCUGGAUGAGCAAAAAGCAUGCCAGGACGAAGUGGAUCGAACAGAAAAUGCUCUGGAUUUGGCCAAUCGUUUGAUUGUCGGCCUGGCGUCUGAGCGUGUGAGGUGGAAAAAGUUCAUUGUGAAGUAUCGCGAGCAAAUGAAUACCACUCUUGGGGAUACACUAAUUGGUGCAUGUUUCAUCUCCUAUUUGGGCUGCUUCACACAGAGCUACCGUGAAAAAAUCAUUACAGAUUACUGGUUGCCGGCAUUGAUGACUCUCGAGCCGUCACUGCUCACGGGCGAGGACCUGGUGGACCUGAAUCCCUUCCUGAUUGUGUGUGACACCGCCAUGGUGGCGGAGUGGAAUAAUGAGGGCUUGCCGAGUGAUAGAAUGUCAGUGGAUAAUGCCAUGAUUUUGCUAAGCAGCGUGCGAUGGCCGCUCAUAAUUGACCCCGAAUUGCAGGGGUUGAGGUGGAUCAGGAGGCGCUUCGGGGACGACCUGGUGGUCACACGGCUCGAUGCUGAGGACUGUCUGAGUGUGGUGGAGCAAGUGGUGAGAGUGGGUGGUAUUUUGCUGCUGGAGAAUGUGGACGAGACGCUUAAUCCGAUGUUGAGUAAUCUCUUUGGUCGUGUUCUCACGAGAGGUGGCCAAGCUGUGAUGCUUGGCGAUCGUGAGAUUGUCUACAAUCCCGCCUUUCGGCUCAUCCUGCAGACGAAGCUAUCCAAUCCGCAUUACCAGCCCGAAGUGCAGGCACAGCUCACACUAAUUAAUUUCACCGUGACACGUGAGGGCUUGGAAGACCAAUUGCUGGUGGAUGUUGUAAAAUUGGAGCGUCCAGAGCUGGAGGAGCAACAGCAUCAGCUCACUGUGCAGCGGAAUGAGUUCAAGAUUCAGCUGAAGGAUCUCGAAGAUAAAUUGCUGGAGCGCCUGUCUGGUGAGACUGGCAAUAUUCUCCAGAAUUCGUCACUUGUGGAAAAUGUGGAGGACAAUAAGAGGCUGGCCGAGGAGAUUGAGAUUCGCUCUGCAGAAGCACGUGAGACAGCCAAGGAGAUCACAGCUGCUCGGGAAUUAUACCGGGAUGUGGCUAAGCGUGCAGCUAUUCUGUACUUCGUGCUCAAGGGCAUGCAUUGGGUGAAUCCAAUCUAUCAGUACUCCAUGGAGCUCUUCAGGCGCGUCUUCGUGAGAGCCAUCCUGGACACUCAAGUGGAAGAUACUGUGCGGGAAAGAGUGAAUGCAUUGAUUGAAAAUAUCACUUAUCAGGUGUACGAAUUUGUAAGUCGUGGCAUGUUCAAGAAGGAUAAAUCGCUUCUCCUUGUGCACAUCUUCCUGCAACUCUAUGUCCACUCCAAGGAGUACAAUCCGAUUGAAUUGGGCUUCCUGCUGCGCUGUCCUGCCAAGGCAGGAGUUAAAUCUCCCGUGCCUUUCCUCACCAAUGCCAAUUGGGGUGGGAUGUGUGCUCUGGCCGAGCUGGAGACUUUCCGUGACAUCGACAAGGAUAUUGAGGAGUCCAGCAAGAGGUGGAGACUGAUUGUGGCAUCUGAGGUGGCGGAGAAUGAAAAAUUCCCCGGCAAUUGGCGCAACAUGAAUUCCGUGCAGAAAUUGUGCAUUCUACGUGUCAUUCGGCCCGAUAGAAUGGUUUAUGCUUGCUACCAGAGCGCCAUCGACAGACUCGGGCCCAGAUUCCGCAGCAUCCCACCGCCGGAAAUGUCGAAAAUCUUCCAGGAAAGCUCAUCGAUGAUUCCCAUCUUCUUUAUCCUCUCACCUGGCGUGGAUCCGAUUAUGGAGGUGGAGAAACUUGGCCACCAGCUCAAGUUCACUGCAGAUGCCGGAAACUAUCACAUCGUAUCUCUGGGUCAGGGUCAGGAAGCUAUUGCUGAGGAUGCAAUUGCUCGAGGAGCAACAGAAGGUCAUUGGGUUAUUCUGCAAAACAUUCACUUGGUUGCCAAGUGGCUUCCAAUCCUUGAGAAGCGCAUCUAUGAGGCUACACGGGAGCCUCAUGAAUCCUUCAGACUCUUCUUGAGUGCCGAACCGGCAGAGGUGGCGGAAUACAACAUCCUGCCGCAGGGUAUCCUUGAGUCAGCGAUAAAAGUCACGAACGAGCCACCGUCCGGCAUCAGGGCCAAUCUCCACGGGGCGCUCAAUCAAUUCACUCAGGCCACGCUGGAGAUGUCGCCCAAGGAGCGCGAGUUCAAGGCCAUCCUCUUCGCCAUGUGCUACUUCCACGCCAUUGUGGGUGAGCGACGGAAGUUCGGACCGGCCGGAUGGAACAGACAGUAUCCCUUCAACUAUGGCGAUCUCACGUUCAGCUCCAGCGUGCUGAAGAACUAUCUGGAGGAUGACUUGCGUCCUGUGCCUUGGGAAGACCUUCGCUACAUGUUCGGGGAAAUCAUCUAUGGAGGACACAUCACUGAUGACUGGGACAAAAGGCUCUGCCACGCGUACCUUCAGGUGAGAUUCCAAAAAAAAGACCAACAACACUAUAAAGAAUUCCUUCGACCACCACUAAUCGAUCAUGAACUGGAAUUCUGUCCUGGCUUCGAUGCACCCGAUAAUCUCGAAUCCUACACUCAUUAUCAUGAGUAUGUUGACGACAAUAUUCCACUCGAAUCACCCUAUAUUUAUGGUUUGCAUCCAAAUGUGGAAAUUGUAGUGGAGACAUCGAAAGCCAACGAGAUGUUUGAUGUUCUGAGUCGACUUCAGCCACAGAGUGUCACCUCGUCGUCGACAGAGGGCGCUAGCAGGCAGGAAGUUGUCCGCGAUAUUGUGGAUGAAUUUCUGGACAAAUGCCACAGCGGCUUUGUGCUGGAGGAACUCAUGGCCAGAGCGCGGAAUCCCACGCCUUACACCAUUGUCGCACUGCAAGAAUGCGAGCGAAUGAACGUACUUUGGCGGGAAAUCAGGAAAUCACUGCUGGAGCUGAAAAUGGGACUCUCGGGCGAGCUAACAAUGUCCAGAGAUAUGGAUGAGCUGGAAAAUGCCCUGUUCAGUGGGAAAAUCCCUGAAAAAUGGGUCAAAGUUUCCUAUCCGAGUCUUCUCAGUGUUCACAAUUGGUUUUCAGAUCUGCUUCAUCGAGUUCAAGUGCUUGAGGUCUGGACAUCAAGCUUCAAUCUACCGGCUGUCUUCUGGCUGGGCGGUUUCUUCAACCCACAGAGUCUCUUGACGGCCGUCAUGCAGCAAACGUCGCGUCGCCAUGGUCUCGCCCUGGACCGGAUGUCCCUCAAUUGCGAGGUGACUGAGCAUGGUAAGACUGAAAUAGGGAUGGCGCCCCAUGAAGGCAUAAAUAUUCAUGGUCUGCACAUGGAUGGGGCUCAGUGGGAUGUGACUGCGAGACGAAUUGUGGAGGCGACUUUCAUGGAGCUCACGGAUGAGCUUCCGGUUGUCUAUUUGCGAGCAGUUCUGAGUGAGAAACAGGACAGGAAGGAUGUGUACGAGUGUCCUCUGUACAGGAAUCGCUCGAGGGGACCAACCUACAUCUGGACCUUCAAUCUCAAGAGCAAUGAGAGGCCCAGUCUGCAAAAGGCUCCCCGAGGCGUGACUGCGAGGCACAAAUGGUCAAAUUUCACCACAGACAAUCCCGAGACAGCCAAUAUUGCAGCGCAAUCAAGAAAUUACGGACGAAAGAAGAAUUGA
This is a messenger RNA of Phlebotomus argentipes, 9018 nucleotides long. Its product is annotated as dynein beta chain, ciliary-like. The coding region runs from base 16 to 9018 and encodes 3000 amino acids. Gene Ontology annotation, molecular function: dynein intermediate chain binding; minus-end-directed microtubule motor activity; ATP hydrolysis activity. The record is from RefSeq and is a predicted model, not a curated record. Gene Ontology annotation, cellular component: dynein complex. Lineage: Eukaryota; Metazoa; Arthropoda; Insecta; Diptera; Psychodidae. Gene Ontology annotation, biological process: microtubule-based movement. The transcript has 16 exons.